AUGUCAAGCCAGUGGGCACCCGCUCUUCCCCCAGCAACACCAAAGGGCGCGGCGUCAAGGGCUGCUUCUCCAAGUGAGCCCCCAUAUCCCCGCAGGGAGCGGUCGCAGACAUUGCCCCCAGCAGCCAACUUCGCAUUCCCCGCUGCCGGCAUGAGCGGGCAGGCGGGUCCACCCAGUUCACCCACGAAGCUCCCAGCUCGACUAUCGGCCAUGCGUCUAGUUAACGGGCUCAUGGACAGCAGCAUCACCCGCCUCGGCCCCCCCGUCCCCGACGUGGUUCCGAUCGACGGCCUCAAGUACGACACUGCGGCCACAUUGGCCUUGCAGAGCGACUUUUCCCGCCUACUAGAACAGAGAGCACAGGAGCAUCCGACGAUCAAGAGUUACGACCCGAUGACGCAACGCAAGACGGCAACCCUUCUUUUCGGAUUCUACAGCACGAGAGGCGUCGCAUCGUUGAAAAGGUCGCUACAGAUCGCCCCGGACGCCCUCAACCUCGACACUACGAUUCGCGACCGACUCGAAGCGGCGUCGCUCCGUGAGACGCAUCCCCACUUCAGCGAGCUAUUUCGAUAUGCGCGACAGGUCUGGGAAGAUUCAGAGGACCAACCGGUCCGCACUGCCACACAGCGCGCCCUGACGGCGAUACGUUUCUGUUCGAUCGUUGAUGACAUUGAGAGGAAGUAUCACGCACGUGACAAGGACGUCAUGAAGCUGCUCGACCCCUUUCGGAAGGGUUCGAAGAGGAUCAAAGUGACUACUUUGAUCCGCCAGUACAUUUGCAGCGUGUCAAAUAUCAUGAGUGCGAACCGGCUAGGCGAUCAAUUUCAAUAUGCGCACGCGCACUACGAGCUAGUGCGACAACUUGGGUGGACGCCCAUCUUUACACUGCAGGAUAAAGACAAUCGCAGCGUGUUCCGGAAGGUCUGUGGCGACAUGGUCUCCUCUUUCAGCAUACCAGGAGAGGUGCUCAUGUACCACAUGUCAAAGAAAGAGUUCUUGCCGACGAACAUCUCCAUCCCUGCCGGUUCGACACUGCAAGACAUCUCCCAUUUAUUCAGACAGAUCUUCGGCCACGAACCAACCCUUCUGGAUGAUACCCUUGCCAGGCAGUGGGUUCAGGUGCUCGAGGUCAAUGCGGAGUUGGAUUUCGGAUCAGAGGAAGAUUAUGGGACGUAG
Molecule: messenger RNA, 1179 nt
Organism: Aaosphaeria arxii CBS 175.79
Lineage: Eukaryota; Fungi; Ascomycota; Dothideomycetes; Pleosporales
Exons: 2
Coding region: 1-1179 (392 amino acids)
Source: RefSeq, a predicted model, not a curated record